CGUACCCUACGUCGUAGACUCUGCGUCGAUUUAACGCAGAACCAUAAUUCAGACGUAAACCAGGACGAAGAUGGCGGCAGCGGGGGGAGAGUCUUCCCAUAGUGUGUCGGAUGAAUUAUUUCAAAACUUUUACACGGAGGUGAAGCAGAUUGAGAAGAGAGACUCGGUAUUAACUUCAAAGCAGCAGAUUGAGAGACUGCUCAGACCUGGAGCCUCCUACUUCAAUCUAAACCCUUUUGAGGUGUUGCAGAUUGAUCCUGAUGCUACAGAUGAUGAAUUGAAGAAAAGAUUUCGUGCGCUGUCCAUUUUGGUCCAUCCAGACAAAAAUCAGGGCGAUGUAGAGCGGGCGCAGAAAGCCUUUGAAGCUGUGGACAAGGCCUACAAGCUCCUGUUGGAGCCCGAGCAGAAGAAGAGAGCUUUAGAUGUGGUCCAUGCGGGGAAAGAAUAUGUGGAACACAUGGUAAAAGAGAAAAAGAAACAGCUGAAGAAAGAGGGGAAAGCACAGAUCGUAGAGGAGGAGGACCCUGAACUCUUCAAACAAGCCGUGUACAAACAGACCAUGAAGUUGUUUGCAGAGCUUGAAAUCAAACGGAAGGAAAGGGAAGCAAAGGACAUGCAUGAAAGGAAAAGGGCACGAGAGGAGGAAAUCGAGACGGCAGAAAAGGCAAAGCGGGAUAGAGAAUGGCAGAAAAACUUUGAGGAAACAAGAGACGGGCGGGUGGAUAGCUGGAGGACCUUCCAGGCUAAAGGAAAGACCAAGGAGAAAAAGAACCGCUCCUUCCUCAAGCCCCCAAAAGUCAAGAUGGAACAGAGGGAAUGAUGCCGGAAAUGGGGACUUGACUAAAAAUAUACUUUGUAAAAAAAGAAAACAGACAAAAAAUCUUGUUGCUGUUCUGUGUACCCUCACCUCGUCGUCUUUGGUCAUCUGUGUACUUGUCAUCACACAGUCGUCAGGAUCUGCGUCAUGUGACAGCUUCCUUCUGACAAAUGUAGUUUUGUACUUGGUUUUCUAAUGUACAUAUUUGUGAUCUGGAGCCAGAAAUCAUACCUUCCUUGUUUAAGAAAGAGAAAUGGUGCAUCUUCCACUAAUGUAACUUGAGAAGAAAAAUGAUGUUCAUUUUUUUUCUUUACUUUUUUUUUAACAUUAAUAAAGGUCUUAACAAGC
Cololabis saira (Pacific saury) is the source of this 1165-nucleotide messenger RNA. RefSeq names its product DnaJ (Hsp40) homolog, subfamily C, member 8 (gene dnajc8). NCBI's taxonomy places the organism in Eukaryota, Metazoa, Chordata, Actinopteri, Beloniformes, Belonidae. The record is from RefSeq and is a predicted model, not a curated record. Gene Ontology annotation, cellular component: nucleus. Bases 71 to 820 code for a protein of 249 amino acids. The transcript has 9 exons.